Molecule: messenger RNA, 1804 nt
Organism: Pocillopora meandrina
Lineage: Eukaryota; Metazoa; Cnidaria; Anthozoa; Scleractinia; Pocilloporidae
Source: the annotation of a GenBank genome assembly
AUGGAUGUUUUCUCGUUCUGGUUCAUUUUAACAUCAUAUUCGGUGAAGGCAUUUGCUCAGCGAUGUAAGUUAACGCAAAGAUCUGAGCAUGGCUUGGUUCUCCUUGAUCACGUGUACAAAUCGUUCACUGCGGAUCGGUUGGUUUCUUGUUACAUUGCCUGCAAUUCACAGCCUGCAUGCCAAAGCCUUAACUUCAGGCUGAGUGACAAAACUUGCCAGUUUAACAAAGAAACUAAGACUUCCUGCCCAGCCAGUCUGAAGCAGAAUGAAGGGUUUAUCUAUGCUGAUAACCCAAAUCGAGGUGAGAAUAUCUUUAAAACAAAUUUUUUUCCCUUGUUAUUUUGACAACUGAAGAAAUUGGAAGAUAUAACUUCAAGGGACUUGAUUACGUAAUGACUCCACUCAGUUACAAGGCCUCAAGAAACGCAGAAGUCUGCGUCAUUCCGUCAAAGAGUAUUUAAAGGAAACUAAGAUUUUGAAGCUGAAUGCAGGGUUUAUUUAUGCUGAUAAUCCAAAUCGAGGUGAAAAUAUCUUUAAAGCACUUGGGUUUUUUUAUUUGUCUGUAAAAAAAGUUUAUGGUUAAAUUUUUUACAUAGUUCUGCCAUAAUGUUAUCAAGCAAACUUGUGUGGGCGAACAAAUCUUUUUUCCUUUUUACUUCGACAACUAAAGAAAUUGGAAGACAUAAUUUCAAGGGACUUGGUAACGUAAUAAGUCCACUUAGUAACAACGUCUCAAGAUUACGUAAUUUAUCUGCGUCAUUCCGUCAAAAAGUAUACUUCAACCGUUAGACUUGCUUGAAUCUAACCUUCUAUCAUCAAACGGACCCAUUUCUUAGAGCCAAACGACAUAAAAACUGUCCUAUUAAGAGUACCCUAUAGUUAUGGUAUUAUAACUUUUGCUUGCUUGUCAUCAACCGCGAAUUACGAUGUAAAGUGAUCAUUACGUUGUAACAAGUACUUUCAUUUAUAAAUGUUACUUGUAUUGCCUACAGUCGUAUGGCAUGUUGAUUACGCAUUCAAAGUAAAAUGAUUUGUUUGCAUAUUUCUUUCGCUGCAGCUUUACUCGGGUCAGUUUCCUUCAGAGCUGCAGACUCCUGUCAACAUAUCAUUCAAAGUGGAGAUUCCACUGGGAGUGGAGAGUACUGGGUCGACCCACAAGGCAAUGGGAACUCCUUUAAGGCUUCUUGUGACAUGACGACUGAUGGAGGUUUGUUUUCAGCUAUUUUUUUUUUUCUUAGCUGUUUAUAUAACCAGGGUUUUUUUUUUUUAAUUUAAAGGAGGCUGGAUGAUGGUGUUGAACGUUAUUUUGGCAAGCCCCCAAUCUUCCUGGUGGAAUGGCACAGCUGAACAAACGUUUCAAGGUAUACGUAACUAUGGAAACGGCAAAAUGGCUAUAACCAAAAGCGCUAUGAGCCAACUAAGAGCGUACAUAAACUUCACCCAAAUAAGAUUUCACUGUAGCAAAAGAAAAGGAACAACAUUCCACGUCAGAACGACUCUGAACAACAAAGGUGCAGAAGUGGUGCGAUAUUUCAGCGGCGAAAGAGAUGAGAUGCCAGACUCGUGUGACUCCUUCGUCCGUAUGGAUGGCGAUAACUCAAGACUGGCUCAGAAUUGUGCGGCAUGGGCAUAUCAUGGUAAGUGGGGACAUGUCAGCCAUAGUGUUGGAGAGAAUCGUCUGUACAACUACGCAGCAUUUGUGGCCAACAGUUAUCACUGGAUAAUUGGUGGCGACUGGAAGUGUGAUGAUGAUACUAACAAUAACCUGUCAACUGGAGACUCUUGGAAAAUAUAUGUCCGUUGA